AAAAGAAAAAAACAAAAACGCACUAUCAGUGACAAACGCAGAGACCCGCUCUCCUUUCUUCCCAUGGCGGCCACACCAGUUGUUCUUCUUAUCACUCUCCCUUCUGACAAUCCACCGCCACCUCAGCCUUCUCUACACCAAAUUACAUUGCUGAGCCCUUUCCCUUUCUUGAUGUUCCUCACUUUUUCGGUUCUGAUUUUCACUCUCUGCGCGAUUUGGAAGAGUUCUAGCCGCGUCAGUGGCGGCGAAGAGCAGCGCAGCCCCGUAAAAAUCGAGUCUUUAGCCUUGAACGACGAUGGGAAGGCAGACCCACAACAGAAACGAGAAAAGGGAUGCGAGCCCGGCCCGGAAAAUUUGGCCCGUUUGCUGCUCCUCGAGAUCUUGCCCUCGGGCUCGACAAAAUGGGACACCCUUUUCAGCGAUCGCGAGGAAUUUGGGGAUGGGCCGGGUGGGGAAAUAAGGUCGGGCCAGGAGGAGGAGGAGGAGGAGAAGAAGGUGAGGAGGAAGCGGGCUAGGAAGAAGAAGCCCGGCCCGAAUGAAGAGGAGAGGAAGGAUAAAGAGGAGUUUGUUUGUUUGUAUCCGUUCACGAAAUCUUGUAGUGUUGGACAGUUUGUCAAUUGUCUUGUUGAGGCAAGAAAUGAGCUCCAGAAUAAGUCUGAGGUCAUCAAAAGGAAAUUCACAAUUAUAAAGGCCCUACUAUUUAAGGCAGACAGGUCAUCGUUUGACCGGCUUCGUCAACAGAUAUACAAGCUAGAAUUAGAGCAGAAGAGGUUAGAAGAGGAUGCUUUCGUGUAUAACUGGCUUCAAGAACAGUUUAAGGCCUCUCCAGCAUACAAAAAGAUGUUGGAAAUCAGUGCGUGUAUGGAGACAAAGGCAAAAUCGAGCAGCCUUGGGAAGAGUACAGAUGAUGAAUUUUGUGAUAUAUCGUUCGAAGAAUUACUUGCACAAGAAAAGAAGGAUGCGUUUUGGCAAAGAAAUGGGAAGCUCAAGUCAUGCUCUGGUUGAAAGGCAAACUUUUUAGCUGAUUUUGUCUGAUUUACUACUAAUAAUAAUAUAUAUAUAUUAUGUACAUCAGAAUUUUUUUAUGCUUAUAAG
Striga asiatica is the source of this 1095-nucleotide messenger RNA. The record is from the annotation of a GenBank genome assembly. NCBI's taxonomy places the organism in Eukaryota, Viridiplantae, Streptophyta, Magnoliopsida, Lamiales, Orobanchaceae.